AUAGACACUCAAACCUCGUCUACUUCGCAACCACAUUUCCUUCUCUAGUUUGAAACUGAAAGAUCAACUCCAUUCCUGCCACCAGAGAUUGAACACCAAUGGCGUCCUCAAUUGAUAUUGCUCAGAUCAGAAAUGCCCAACGGGCACAAGGUCCAGCCACCAUUCUUGCCAUCGGCACUGCAACUCCAUCCAACUGCGUCUACCAAGCUGAUUAUCCCGAUUACUAUUUUCGGAUUACUAAAAGUGAGCACAUGGUGGAUCUCAAAGAGAAGUUCCAGCGCAUGUGUGAUAAGUCUAUGAUAAGAAAACGAUACAUGCAUCUGACAGAGGAGUUUCUCAAAGAGAACCCCAACCUUUGCGAGUACAUGGCUCCUUCGCUCGACGCCCGGCAAGACGUGGUCGUUGUCGAAGUCCCCAAGCUCGGUAAAGAAGCCGCAACCAAAGCCAUCAAAGAAUGGGGCCAACCUAAAUCCAAAAUCACCCAUCUCAUCUUCUGCACCACCUCCGGCGUUGACAUGCCCGGGGCCGAUUACCAGCUCACUAAGCUUCUCGGCCUACGUCCUUCUGUCAAACGGUUCAUGAUGUACCAACAAGGGUGUUUCGCCGGCGGCACGGUUCUCCGUCUCGCUAAGGACCUCGCUGAGAACAACAAGGGUGCUCGUGUUCUUGUGGUUUGCUCUGAGAUUACAGCGGUUACCUUCCGUGGCCCUAACGACACCCACCUUGAUUCCCUCGUUGGACAAGCUCUGUUCGGGGAUGGAGCUGCGGCGGUCAUCGUGGGUUCGGACCCUGACUUGACGAUGGAACGGCCGCUGUUCGAGAUGGUGUCUGCGGCUCAGACAAUCUUACCUGACUCCGAGGGAGCCAUCGACGGACAUUUGAGGGAGGUGGGGUUAACUUUUCAUCUCCUUAAAGAUGUUCCAGGGUUGAUCUCGAAGAACAUAGAGAAGGCUCUGACACAAGCAUUUUCUCCUUUGGGUAUAACUGAUUGGAACUCCAUCUUCUGGAUCGCCCACCCCGGUGGUCCGGCGAUACUGGACCAGGUGGAGCUCAAGCUUGGUCUCAAGGAGGAGAAGAUGAGAGCCACCAGACAUGUCUUGAGCGAGUACGGGAACAUGUCCAGUGCCUGCGUGUUGUUCAUCAUUGACGAGAUGAGAAAGAAGUCGGCGGAGGACGGUGCUGCCACCACCGGCGAAGGAUUGGACUGGGGUGUUCUGUUUGGGUUCGGUCCUGGUUUGACGGUGGAGACGGUGGUCCUUCAUAGUCUUCCAACCACCAUGCCAAUUCCCACCUAAAUUUGAUCCUUUAUCAACGUCUUUUCUUGAAGUUAAAAUCAUCAAAUCGUUAUUUAUGCUUUAAUUAAAUAAAUGAAUAUCUAGG
This is a messenger RNA of Lactuca virosa, 1380 nucleotides long. Lineage: Eukaryota; Viridiplantae; Streptophyta; Magnoliopsida; Asterales; Asteraceae. The record is from the annotation of a GenBank genome assembly.